Molecule: messenger RNA, 2770 nt
Organism: Nothoprocta perdicaria
Lineage: Eukaryota; Metazoa; Chordata; Aves; Tinamiformes; Tinamidae
Gene: MSRB3
Product: methionine sulfoxide reductase B3
Exons: 6
Coding region: 49-600 (183 amino acids)
Biological process (GO): protein repair; response to oxidative stress
Cellular component (GO): cytoplasm
Molecular function (GO): peptide-methionine (R)-S-oxide reductase activity
Source: RefSeq, a predicted model, not a curated record
UUGCCCCUGUUCUUUGCCUCUGGUUUUGUUGGUGAGGAUAUCACAGUGAUGUCUGCAUUCAACCUGCUGCAUUUGGUGACAAAGAGCCAGCCAGUGGCCCUGCGAGCCUGUGGGCUUCCCUCAGGGUCAUGUAGGGAUAAAAAGGACUGUAAGGUGGUCUUUUCCCAGGAGGAGCUGAGGAAGCGGCUGACACCUUUGCAGUACCAUGUCACUCAGGAGAAAGGGACGGAAAGUGCCUUUGAGGGGGAGUACAUACAUCAUAAAGCUCAAGGAAUAUACAAAUGUGUUGUUUGUGGAACUCCUUUAUUCAAGUCAGAAACAAAGUUUGACUCCAAUUCAGGUUGGCCUUCCUUCUAUGAUGUGAUCAGUCCUGAUGCAGUUACUUUCGCUGAUGAUUUCUCCUACGGGAUGCACAGAAUUGAAAUAUCCUGCAGUCAGUGCGGCGCCCACCUGGGCCACAUUUUCGACGACGGACCUCGUCCCACUGGCAAACGCUACUGCACAAACUCGGCGGCGUUGUCCUUCGCAGCGGCCGACAAGAGCAGCGCGGGAGAGGGCAGCGCCGCCCGCCCUGCCCAGACAGGCAAAGCGGAGCUGUAGCGCACAGCAAGGAAACUGGCCGCAUCCCACGCAGCUUACAAGGAAUGUUUCCCAAAUUGCCUGCUAUCCUUUAUCCUAAGAAUGUUUAAAAGCGUGAAACCAUGUUGCACCAUCCUUUUAAAUCCUCUCUUCCUUGAAUUUGAGGCCUUGCUCGCCAGUGCAUUUUACUAUGUAAUUGGAUUUUAGAAUGUGUUGACUGAAUCCACAGGUUUUCCUUUUCUUUUUUUUUUUGGAAAUUACUUUGGGGAAUCCUUAAAUCAAGAGGCUUUGGCACCGUUAGUUAUUAGUUUCUUUUAGUGCAGUGUUACCCUAGGUUUGAACAAUUUUCCUUCUCGUAGGGAGAUGGGAAUUGUGGCUCUCAUCKCUCUAUAGGAAACUUCUGGGCAUAAGGAAAUGCUGAACUGCCAGCACGUCUCUGCUUUGUCCUGACUUGCGAGGCAUGCAGCCCUUGGCCGUAUGUGUUCAACCAUCCUCCAGGACCAACCACAUCCUGCAAAAACUUGUGCUCAUGGCUGUUCCUUCCCAAUGGAGAAAGGUAGCUGAGAUGUGAAGCCCAUCCUUUGGCUAAUUUACAGCCAAAAUUUCAAGGCUGUAGUUGAACAGAUGCAAAUGUUGUCUCAGCAUCUAUUUUUCCCCUUUGUUCRUAUUUAAAUCAAGGUUUUAACUAGUAAGGCUCACUUACGCAGGUCACUAAUGAGACUGUCUUUCUUGGGAGACCUGUUCUGCAGCUGUGGCUCAGAUCUGAAUUAAAGCUGAAAUCUGCAGGGGGUCGUUAUGUAGACAAGUGCAAAGAUAAACUUGAGAACUGAAGAAGAUGAGGGAUGACACUCGGCUCUUUAUCUUGUUGCUCGCUACAAGGGUUCAGGAACACGACAGUUUCAGCUAACAGGGGGCUUAGGAAUGCAGCCGGAAGCGGGACACCCUUCUGAAGUAUCCAAACUUAAAUUUAAGCUGUCUGGACGGGUGAUGCUACAUGGCCCCAGCCUUUAUUUUGAGUAGCUAUGAUGCAGGUCAUGAGUGAGAGAGCUGAUUUAACAAGGGAAGAGGAAAAAGAAAAAGGCUGGCAAGGCCCCAGGAUUUUUCACAUUGUGACCGUAGGCUGCCCCGCAGGUUUUUUUUUCUUUUUUUCAGAAAUGCUCUUAGAUUUUGUUUAAUAAAAUCUGUAAUGAUGCAGUAUUAGUUAACACCACUUCGCCUUUAAGUGUUGAGUGACUUAUCAGAUAUAGUAUUUACUUCUAUUAGCAAACUUAGCGACUGACAUAUUUAGAUACAAUUUUGUUUCCUGUAGGAGAGAAACGACGACUGUUUUUAAUGGAAACGGGAUUGAGGCUUUUAUGUCAGUGAUAAUAAACAAAUUACCCGAAGUACAAAAAUCCUUUAGUUAAAACGGAGCUACUCCAAAAGUGCACAGAAUGGUCAAAGUUGUCUUUUUUAGCAAUAUGAGGAAGGCCUGAAAAAUGCACACAACGCCUUAACAUAGACUAGAUGCAAAUAAAGAGGCUAAAUGGAGCUAAAACGUUCGGGCUCUGUGGGAUYGAGCACCGCUGCACGUGAGUAUUCCCCCAGAUGUCCUGCAAGGAAUUGCUCAUCAGCAACAGGAAAGGUUGUGCAGACUGACCUUUGUGUUUCCAGGCAGUCGGGUUUCUCCGGGUCCCAUUGCUUUUCAGCAAUUCCUUACAGCACUGCUCUUAUUCCCUGCCUUUAUUUAAAGAAAAGUGAGUUUUCUCUACCACAUUUUUCUGACAUCAACAUAAAAAAAAGGCAGCAUCUAUAAAAAUGUGGUGCAUAAAUGUGGUUUAAUUCCAGAUUGCCGUUGGAUUUAAAGUGUUAUCGAAUUUCAGUGACUUUCUGCCUUAUGUUAAAGAAAUAUAUUACUUAAACUUCAGUACGCAGUAAUGUAUGCUGUCCUGCAGGAGAUUUAUUUUUGCAGGAUAUGGAGUGCAAUGAAAUGAGUCAAUAUGGUGAGGUGUAUGUGAUCUCUGGGAGUUAGGCCAUUUAACAUAGGAAAUGCAUUGUUCUCUCUUGCACAAAAUAUAGCACAGCACAGCGCAGGGUAAGACAGAUUUCCUUUUGCUGCUCUUAGAAGAUGCUAGUAAGGGCUGCUAUUAAACACACCAAAUAUAGUUGGGUCUGGUUGUGGUCACAACAGAGGAAAGCUGGGAGCUGAGCA